UCCUGAUCGCGUGUCCUUGUGGCAUGUACGUAGGCACCGAAACGAUGCCAAUACGGGGGUCACCACUGACCCUUAUAUAUUGUCUGGAUUCAUCACCACUGUCAGUGUUCAACGGACAAUCAAAACAAUCUACCAAAAUGUUCAAGUUUUUGAUCUUCUUCGCUCUCAUGGCUUUCGCCGUGGCAAAGCCCCUGGUGUACACCGCGCCCCUGACUGCGGCGUACAGCGCGUACCCCGCCCCUGUCGCUGCGGCGUAUACCGCGCCCGUCGCGUACUCUGCGUACAGCGCGUACUCCCCCGUCGCUUACUCCGCCUACACUUACGCUUCCCCGUACUCUUACUACCUUUGAGUAACUAUUACGAAAUCUUGAUACCUGUUAUGAAAGUGAUGUGUUAAAAGGAUCUGAUGUAUUUAUUAUUUAUUUUUAGUGCGUCAAUAAAAUCAAUUGUCUAUUAAACUACU
Maniola jurtina (meadow brown) is the source of this 463-nucleotide messenger RNA. RefSeq names its product neuropeptide-like 4. Lineage: Eukaryota; Metazoa; Arthropoda; Insecta; Lepidoptera; Nymphalidae. The transcript is spliced from 2 exons. The record is from RefSeq and is a predicted model, not a curated record. Bases 24 to 350 code for a protein of 108 amino acids.